AUCUUCUGCCAGCCGUUGAGCGUGAGCGCGCACGUUGAAGGAGGGAUUGAUUGAAUCGAAUUGUUCUACGAUUGAUUCUUUUCACACAAGGGACAAAGUGCAGCUAAGUAGAAGAAUAGAUCUUUGUGUUAAAAAAAAAAAAAAGUAUAAGUACUGAUUUAGUUAUUUUACUAAAGUUUACAAAAGUUACAAAAAAAGUACAGACCCUGUAAAGAAAAGUAUAAACUUUAUAUUGCAAAAUAGCAACGCGACAAGAUUUGCCAAAACUGGCAAAAUGCUGAGUCUCGUUGGAAAGGUCACUUCAACUACUACAUUUCACCUUAUACUACACAAAACACAUAAGCUCCGCACACAUAUGUAUACAUAUACAUAACUGUUCAAAAGUUUAGGGGUCAAUGAGAAAUGUCCAUUUAAAAAAAGAACAAAUGAAAAUUUUAAAACCACAUUAACAACGUCUGUUUUUUAAAAGUUUUUUUAAAUGUAAUUUACGUGCUCUAUCCAAUCAGUUUAUAACUGUAUUAAGGUUUGCCAAUGUGCUUUAAUCAGUUUAAAAGUGUAUUAAGGUUCGCAAAUGUGCCGACAAAUGAUGUUUCCAUUUUAUGUUUCGGUGAGUACAUGUAUAGCUUACACUAAUGUAACAUUUUGUGUCCAACAAAUUUGUGCGUGCGUCUUUAGUGCAUGCAUUAUGACUGUAAGCCCCACACAACAUGGCCGCCGCCUCAGCCAAUAUUUCCUAGUGUUUCCGAAAACGUUGCCUUAUCAAGUACUUUGUUACCCCUUUAAAAAACAACAACAUCAGCCUGAAACCAGAAACAUCAUCUGUAAUUUGCUACAGAAACUGUAAGUAAUUCAAAGUAGUCACUUUUAGGGGGUUGUAAUAUCUGCAAUGUUCCAAUGCGUUCGUUCCUAACAGAAGUCAAAGGCGUUUGUUAGCUUCUUUUAAACGAGUUACACAAUUGCACAGCCUACUAGUUAAACAAGACGUUUCUAUUGUGUUUUCUCACAAACAUCAAGCCACAUGUACGUUAUCUGAAAAUCUAAUGUGCUAUUUUAUUCUUUGUUAGACUAAAGGGGGUGGCGAUAUUUCAGUCAUUUAGGAGUGAAAAUUAAACUAGAACAUUUCAUACAUAUUUUAAAUCCAGUAGUAGUGAGUUUAUCCAAUAUUAGUCAAUUGUUUUGGAGAGUAUGUUUUAAAUGUGUGAUUUUACCCUACCUAAAGUGGUUAAGCACAUCUGGCUCAUUGUUAGAGGUUUCAGGUUCGAAUCUCAGCAUGCGUGGAGUUUGCAUGAACUCUGUCUUUCUUACACAUUGCAAAGACAAUUUCAGUGUGAAUGUUUUUUUGUUUUUUUUGGGUCUGUAUAUCUCCCGACUCCCCAGGUUAGCGUUGUCCAUGUUGACAAAGAAGCUCCCCCCCUUGGAGAGCUUCCUUUUACUGGUCUCCAGACGCGCCAGUCAUUUUACCAGACAGCAGUAUGACGUCAUCGUGGUGGGCGGGGGUCACGCGGGCACCGAGGCGGCGGCGGCGGCAUCCCGAGUGGGUGCACAGACGCUGCUGGUCACGCAGAAAGUACAAACCAUCGGUUCCUUGUCGUGCAACCCCUCUCUGGGCGGAGUAGGGAAGGGUCACCUGGUGAAGGAGGUGGAUGCUUUGGACGGCGUGUGCGGGCGAGCGGGAGACUGGGCCGGCAUCCAUUUUUCCAUCUUGAAUCGCAGGAAAGGUCCCGCUGUGUGGGGGCCACGGGCUCAGCUGGACCGCCAACGCUACCGCCAAUUCAUUCAGUCCGAGCUGCUGUCCACUCCCAGACUGACGGUGCUGGAGGGAUCAGUGGAGGAGCUUCUUUUAACAGAAUCAAACCCGGAAGAGCCCGGACGCCACAGAGUCACUGGAAUACGUUUGGCAGGCGCAAGCCUCUCGAUCUCGGCCCGCUCCGUGGUUCUUACCACCGGUACUUUCCUAUCGGGCUCCCUCUUCAUGGGUCAGAACACAUCCCCAGGGGGACGGAUCGGAGACGCCCCGUCCGGCGCCGGAAUGUCCCACUCGCUGAGGGAGCGCCUGGGGCUGAAGAUGGGCCGACUCAGGACGGGUACGCCUCCCAGAAUACUGAAGGCUUCGGUGGACUUUCACGAAGCUACGCUACACCCAUCUGAUAGUCAUCCGAGUCCCUUCAGCUUCCUCAAUAGCCACACACACUGCAAGGCUGAGGAACAGCUACCGUGCUACUUGACCUAUACCACACCUGGUGUGGAUAAAGUGGUGAAGGAGAGUCUUCAUCUCAACUGUCACAUACAGCAGGACACGAAGGGCCCCAGGUACUGCCCGUCAAUUGAAGCCCGAGUACUUCGCUUUCCGGGUCGGCAGCAUCAGGUGUGGCUGGAGCCUGAGGGGCUGACCUCUGACCUGGUGUACCCGCAGGGUCUGUCCAUGACCAUGCCCGCUGACAUGCAGCUGCGCCUCAUCAGAGAGAUCCCAGCCUUACACAGAGCUGAAAUCCACACACCCGGCUAUGGCGUGCAGUACGACUUUGUGUGCCCCACUCAGCUGAGCCCUGCACUGCAGGUGAAAAGCACCCAAGGUCUCUUCCUGGCUGGGCAGAUUAACGGGACCACGGGGUAUGAGGAGGCUGCUGCACAGGGCUUGUGGGCGGGGGUCAACGCAGCCCGCACGGCGCUCUCUAUGCCCACAGUGGCGCUGUCUCGGACCGAGAGCUACAUCGGAGUUCUGAUUGAUGACCUAGUGGCUCGAGGUGUGACGGAGCCUUACCGGAUGUUCACAAGUCGGGCCGAGUUUCGAACGUCUCUGAGGCCGGACAAUGCUGACCUGCGACUUACCCUGAAAGGCUUUGAGGAAGUGGGAUGCGUGUCCUCCCUGCGCUACCAGCAGACUGUGAGAGUGAGGGACAGUCUCCAGGAUGCGCUUGCAGCUCUCCACGAAGUCUCUCUGUCUGCCACAAACUGGAGACGUAAACUGCCAGGCGUGCCCAUCAGCGAGACGAAGCCCGCCAAUUUGACUGGUUUGGAGAUGCUGCAAUACGACGACGUGUCCUUUGAAGUGGUGGCCUCAGUCUUCCCAGAAUGCCUUUCACCGUACACAGAAUUCUCCCAAAGGCUGAAGAUAGAAGCUGUGUACAGGCCUCACUGCGUCCUCCAGCAGAAGGAGAUCGAGAGAAUUCAAAAAGAGGAGAGCAUGUCUCUUCCACAGGACUUGGACUAUUUGUCUCUGCCGGUUUCUCUGUCACAGGAGGUCCGGGAGAUUUUGGACAGAAUGCGACCCAGCACGCUGGGCGCUGCUACACGUUUGCAAGGAAUAACUCCGGCUGCAAUUGUCCACCUUCUCAACUACGUCCGCCACUCGGGGAGAAAGGAGAAAAGGACGCACAGCAACUAGCCAGUCCGGCAGGAGAAGCUGAAUACAAAAAAAAAUACACCUUCAACCCACAUGCUGUUACUAAAAAAUUACAAAAAUAAGUUUUAUUUUAUUCUGAGGGGAAAGGAUUCAAGUUACAGAUGAGAACCCCCUUUUUCCUUUAGUGCAGUCUUGCACGAGUGCACCCUCAGCCAAUGUGUGUAUCGAAUUUCUUGGACAAAUAAAGCGAUGCCUUCCUCAAACUUUCAAUAACCAAACCAUCUACGAUCCAGUUCCCUGGUGAAGAAUUCUAAUCCUGUUGGGAAACUGGCUGUAAGCAACGUUGAACUGUAAGUGACCUUAACUGUAAUAAGAAUGAGUCUGUCCAGCUCAGCAGUGCCUCUGGUGAAGACGCCAGUCAAGCAGAGCGCGUCCUCAAGGUGACCCAGUCUCCAGCACAGUUUUGGGGUAAACCGUCAUGUCGGCAAAUGCGACCUCGGUGGUGAGAGCGAUGGUUGACGACAAAGGGCACUGAAAGACACAACAGAGGGUUUAUUUUCAGAAUGGAAGCAUUGUUUGGGUGGUUAACAGCAGGGUUGCAAAGGGGAUAGAACAUUGACGGCAAAUUGCCAUGGGAAGUUAAGAUGGGACAUUUUGGAACUAUAUUCAAAUUGGAAACUUUCUAUGUGAGGUGAGGGUCAUUUAAUGGAAACAUAUCUAAGCAUAAAGAUAUGGGCCAUUCCUCAGAAUUGUUGCUAUUUGCAUCAUCUGGAAAUAACAUGUAUAAAUGAUAGUUGUUUUUUUUUUUUUUAAUUAAGCAAAGUGUCCAGUACAUUUAUCCGAUUGUAUUGUAUUAGAAUUAAUUUCAACUGGAGGGUCAAUAAAGGACUAUAAGAAAGCAAGAUUCAGUCUUAGUAGUUGUUACUAUGUUAGCGCCUGAGCAUCCUGUUGUGAACACGCAUGUCGUCCGGGCACUGCUGGAUAGAACUGCUUGUGUAACAGUGGUCAAAUCUGAGAUUUUGGAUCCAGUCUGAUAUAGUACUUGUUUUUUUGCUGACAUCGGAAUGAUUUCCAAUCGCAAAGAUCGGAUCGGGACACCCCUAAUGAUGAUGAUGAUCGUGAUAUUUCAACUAUGAUUGCGGUGGGUAGAAGUUGGGGCAGUACUGUUGCCUAAAAUAAUUUUUGGGGGAUAUUUUUGAAAUAAAACAAAAUGUUGAA
Molecule: messenger RNA, 4561 nt
Organism: Phyllopteryx taeniolatus (common seadragon)
Lineage: Eukaryota; Metazoa; Chordata; Actinopteri; Syngnathiformes; Syngnathidae
Gene: mto1
Product: mitochondrial tRNA translation optimization 1
Exons: 12
Coding region: 1271-3385 (704 amino acids)
Biological process (GO): tRNA methylation; tRNA wobble uridine modification
Cellular component (GO): cytosol
Molecular function (GO): flavin adenine dinucleotide binding
Source: RefSeq, a predicted model, not a curated record